Ylistrum balloti is the source of this 1407-nucleotide messenger RNA. RefSeq lists its product as uncharacterized. The record is from RefSeq and is a predicted model, not a curated record. Lineage: Eukaryota; Metazoa; Mollusca; Bivalvia; Pectinida; Pectinidae. The transcript has a single exon. Bases 1 to 1407 code for a protein of 468 amino acids.
AUGCGACCCCCAUCAACCCUUUAUAUGAUUUUUACAUUUGAUCCCCCUGACCAGUUUGAUUUUACAUUUGAUCCCCCUGACCAGUUUGAUUUUACAUUUGACCCCCCUGACCAGUUUGAUGUUACAUGUGAUCCCCCUGACCAGUUUGAUUUUACAUUUGAUCCUCCUGACCAGUUUGAUUUUACAUUUGAUCCGCCUGACAAGUUUGAUUUUACAUGUGAUCCUCCUGACCAGUUUGAUUUUACAUUUGAUCCCCCUGACCAGUUUGAUUUUACAUUUGACCCCCCUGACCAGUUUGAUGUUACAUGUGAUCCUCCUGACCAGUUUGAUUUUGCAUUUGAUCCCCCUGACCAGUUUGAUGUUACAUGUGAUCCUCCUGACCAGUUUGAUUUUGCAUUUGAUCCCCCUGACCAGUUUGAUUUUACAUUUGAUCCCCCUGACCAGUUUGAUGUUACAUGUGAUCCUCCUGACCAGUUUGAUUUUGCAUUUGAUCCCCCUGACCAGUUUGAUGUUACAUGUGAUCCCCCUGACCAGUUUGAUUUUACAUUUGAUCCUCCUGACCAGUUUGAUUUUACAUUUGAUCCACCUGACAAGUUUGAUUUUACAUUUGAUCCGCCUGACCAGUCUGAUUUUACAUGUGAUGACCCUGACCAGUUUGAUUUUACAUUUGAUCCCCCUGACCAGUUUGAUGUUACAUGUGAUCCUCCUGACCAGUUUGAUUUUACAUUUGAUCCCCCUGACCAGUUUGAUGUUACAUGUGAUCCUCCUGACCAGUUUGAUUUUACAUUUGAUCCCCCUGACCAGUUUGAUUUUACAUUUGAUCCCCCUGACCAGUUUGAUUUUACAUUUGAUCCCCCUGACCAGUUUGAUGUUACAUGUGAUGACCCUGACCAGUUUGAUUUUACAUUUGAUCCCCCUGACCAGUUUGAUUUUACAUUUGAUCCCCCUGACCAGUUUGAUUUUACAUUUGAUCCUCCUGACCAGUUUGAUUUUACAUUUGAUCCUCCUGACCAGUUUGAUUCUACAUUUGAUCCGCCUGACCAGUUUGAUUUUACAUUUGAUCCCCCUGACCAGUUUGAUUUUACAUUUGAUCCCCCUGACCAGUUUGAUGUUACAUGUGAUGACCCUGACCAGUCUGAUUUUACAUGUGAUGACCCUGAUCAGUUUGAUUUUACACUUGAUCCCCCUGACAAGUUUGAUGUUACAUGUGAUCCUCCUGACCAGUUUGAUUUUACAUUUGAUCCCCCUGACCAGUUUGAUGUUACAUGUGAUGACCCUGACCAGUCUGAUUUUACAUGUGAUGACCCUGAUCAGUUUGAUUUUACACUUGAUCCCCCUGACCAGUUUGAUGAUGCUUGUACCUUGAAAUGUGUGGUCCAAAUCACAUUUAGAAAAAUACAUUUUUAA